AUGGGGGCAGAAUCAGAGGUAGUUCUCGACCAAACAGAUAACAACGACAAUGUGUCUGUGCCAGAGAAAGCAGAGAACCGGACAUUGAGAUUCUUGAAGAAGGCAGCGCUCUUCAUCCUAAGCCAAUGGCUUAUUAUCGGCAUGGGCAUCGCAUGCCUGCUAGCCUACCUGUUCCCCAACGUCGCCAAACACGGCGGCAUCAUCAAAUCCCAAUACAGCAUUCUUUACGGCGCUGUUGCACUAAUUUUCUUAAUCUCCGGGUUGAGUGUCCCGCGGCACAAGCUAUACACGCAUAUGCUUAACUGGCGACUACAUGCCUUGGUCCAGAUCAUCUCGUUUCUGUUUGUCCCCGCCGUGGUUCUCGCAGUAGUGCAUCUGAUCAUUGCCACCGACCCCGAGAAAGAGAUCGACCCGGCUGUGUUGGCAGGCUAUAUAAUCGUCUCGUGCAUCCCGACCACAAUCGCAUCGAAUGUGGUCAUGACAAGAUCCGCCGGCGGCGAUGAUGCCGCCGCACUCGUCGAGGUGCUCAUUGCCAACAUCCUCGGCCCUUUCUUGACCGCAGGCUGGACAGUGACCCUGAUGCCUAAUACUGCUGAAUUUGAGCCCUGGAAGAGCGGGAGCAGCAACAUGACCAGCAUGUAUAGAGAUGUAUUCAAGCAGCUCGGUCUGAGUGCCUUGCUCCCGCUGGUCGUGGGACAGGCGAUCCGAUGGACAUGGGAGAAGCGAACGAGCAUGAUAUUACAAAAAUUCUAUGUCAACAAAUGGAGCACCGCAUGCAUGAUACUUCUCGUCUGGACGACGUUCUCAUCUGCCUUUGCGACUGAUUCGCUCGAGGCUCUCUCAACGCAGAGCGUUGUUUUCACUGUGUUCUUCAACAUUGCGUUGUAUCUCUUCCUAACCGCCGUUUGCUUUUCUCUGUCUCGACCACCACAAUUCCUCCGCAAGGGCUCCUGGGGUAAGCGCGUUUUUCAAGCGAUAUCUCCAGAGGAAACGAUCGCGGUGUGCUUCUGUGGCCCCGCAAAGACGACUGCGCUUGGUAUCCCAUUAUUGUACGCCAUGUACGAAUCGAUGGACCUCUACACGAAAUCUAAAACGUCAAUUCCCGUUUUGCUGUACACCACUGAGCAGAUAUUUGUGGCGCAUUUUAUGGUGUAUAUCCUUCGUUGGUGGCGGACGCAUUUGGAAUGCAGCGGCGAGAAGCGCGACACCGAGAGUAUCGCGGGAGGUGGCCAUGUUUAG
Molecule: messenger RNA, 1239 nt
Organism: Talaromyces atroroseus
Lineage: Eukaryota; Fungi; Ascomycota; Eurotiomycetes; Eurotiales; Trichocomaceae
Exons: 1
Coding region: 1-1239 (412 amino acids)
Cellular component (GO): plasma membrane
Source: RefSeq, a predicted model, not a curated record